Messenger RNA from Daphnia pulicaria, 1287 nucleotides. Its product is annotated as transcription activator MSS11-like. Lineage: Eukaryota; Metazoa; Arthropoda; Branchiopoda; Diplostraca; Daphniidae. The transcript has 3 exons. Bases 68 to 577 code for a protein of 169 amino acids. The record is from RefSeq and is a predicted model, not a curated record.
AAACUUUUAUCAGUUUGGAGGUCAGCAAGGCCCCAUCAUUAUCAGACAACAUUGGCAACCCGACGGAAUGUUUUUCCAGACGGCACCUCAGCCAACUAUCGCUGCGCAACCGGCACUUCAACCAGUGCCUCCCCUUACUGCUGCCAUUAAACCUAGAGCAGAGACUCCAUCAAAAGCAAGCGGAACCCGCCCAUUAUCAACGAUAUUGCCUUCAUCAUCGGGAGCGUCGACAGCACCAACACUGAUUCGGCCAGCCUUGUCCAUGUCCAAUCAAACAUUUGCAGGCGGAGUGGUCACAAAUGCUCAAACUGGCAACCCUAGACCUGCCGGUAAGACCAAGAAAGUUGGACGGCCUCCACAAAAUCAACAGCGACCAGUGGCACCGUCAGUCGUGCAAGGCCAGCAAGCUCUUUUACAGCCGGUACAGCAGCAACAACAGCAACAACAACAUCAACAGCCGCAUAUUCAGUUCCAACAGCAACAACAGAAUCAACAACUGCAUGCCGUAUCUCAGCAACUCAUUGCUCAACAUUUAAGAAAUUCUGUUGAUUGUUGCCUAUAUGUUAAACCAUGUUAAAGCAUCGAUCCAAUAGUUUCAGAUGCAGCAGCAUCUGUUCCAAAUUCAGCAGUAUCAACAGUAACAACAGCCGACACUAAUGUCACUUCCGGCUUUCCAGCAAGUGGCUCAGCAAACGCUGGAUACCAAUCAACAAGCCCAACUGCAGCAAGCUAUCGUUUUGGAUACCCAUCGUUGGCCUUCACAUCGGAGGGCGGAAAUAGGCGCGGCGAUCUUGGAUUCAGUGGUUGUGUUUUUUCUUUUUUUCAAAGUGAAUGCUGUGAGUGCGUGAGUGUGUGUGUGAGUGCAAAGUGAAAACACUGUGUGUUUCCGACAACAACAAUCAAAAGAAAUGGUGAAGAAGAACUCUGUUUUUUUUUCUGAUAAGGUAAGUUUUCCUUAUAUUUAUUACUUCUUUUAUCCUUCAAUUACUUCUGACCGGUCUGUACCCUUACAAAUUUCAAUUUCGAUCAUUCUCUUUGUUUUCUUACAAUUUCUUGUAAACUUAGUGGCAAAUUUUUUACAUUGAAUUAUUUAAAUCAAAAUAAUAUUUACAUUUUGUUUAUCACGAAGUUUGUUUGUUCGUCGAUGUUGUCUACCAUGGUUUGUUUAUUGGUAGAGAACAUACUUAGAUGCAGCUAGUUUUGCCUUGUGUUUCGUAUUGCCCUCCCCCCUGUAGACUUCUCCGUCGAUGGUUAUAUUGCAUAUGAAACACGGGCGAUUUCGUCUCC